Paramecium octaurelia is the source of this 1129-nucleotide messenger RNA. The record is from the annotation of a GenBank genome assembly. Lineage: Eukaryota; Ciliophora; Oligohymenophorea; Peniculida; Parameciidae.
UGACAAGUCAAUCGGGGGUUGAAGAACUAUUUGGUUGUUUAACAAGAUAAAGUAAUGAGAUUUUAGAUUGGUGCGUUACGUACAUUCAUUAAAUAAUUAGGAUUUCUACUUAAAUUAAUCAUGGCUUUUAUGAUUUUACUGUGUUCCAUUUACUUAUUAAUCAAUUAGAGAAAACCAUAAUACAAUAAACAAUUGACGAGGAAACAAAUAAUUUUUGCCAUCUUAAUAGUUGAUACUGCUUGUAAAGCCUUGCUCUAUAUUAGUUUAUUUGGCAUUUCAGUUAAGCAAUAGAGUUGACGCUUUGUAUUUCCCCAUUCCAUAUUUUCAAUUUAUGUUCAUCAGUUAUAGUAUCUACUAUUUUGGCAGAAAGUCUAUAUUGAUAGCUUCGUUCAAUGGAUCAGAUGAAGCACUAUCGAUCUCUGCCACGAUGCAAAUAAAGUUGGCUCAAUUGAUGUUCAAUGGAUUGGUGUUCUUUAUUUCAGCAAUUUUUAUUUUAAAUUACAUUGAUUACUUUCUGAAUAUGGAUGAUUAUCACUUAUGCCAAGGUUAUAUUGCUAAUUAUUAAUUAGCCUAGUUUUUCAAUAUAAUUACCACAGUAGGAUUCUUGCUUUAAGGAUUAUUCUUUUUAUAGAUAAGACAAUUAACUCGUUAAGUGAACAAGAAUAUUAAAUAGGAUCAAAGUGGAGAGAUCAGAUAGUUUACUGAAGUUGUGAAGAAGAGAUUAAAAUAAAUUUGGUAUAAAUGCUCAAUAUUGAGGUUGCUCCUGAUUGUAAAUAUAAUAGGUUCUUUUGUUAGUUUUACUUAGAAUAUCUAUUUUGUGAUCAUGAAUCAAAUAUACCACACCAAAGGUAUGAAAUACACAUGUUUUUAUGUGAAUGUAAGAAUUGAUUGAUAAUGAAUUUAGUUUCCGAAUGAUGAGAAUUUGACCAAUUUCUUGAAUUCAAGUCUUGAUUUGUUAGACAAAUUCCUUUCUUUCUUUCUUCCCUACUUUUUUGCUCUAGUUAUAUUUUGGUAGAGAAAGGCAAAACAAGUGGUGUAAUCAGAAUCUUAAGAAAUUACAACUGAAACGUAUGUAAUUCAGAGUGAUAGCACAGAAUAGAUAGAUCAAAGUCCAUCAAUGGAAACUUGA